AUGUCUACUACCCAGGAGGAGCCCAAGGGCGUCGAGGUCGACCACAACAACGGUUACCACAGCGGCCCAACUCUCCACGCGUACAACUCGCGCCAGCCCGGUUUCCCCAUCUACAGCCCCAAGAAGAAGGCCAACCCCGGCCCUCUCGGUCUCUUCUGCUUCGCGUCGACCACGCUUCUUCUUAGCUUCAUCAAUGUCCACGCUCGCCACCUCACUGAGCCCAACAUCGUCACGGGACUCGCCUUUGCGCUCGGUGGCGCGGGCCAGUUCCUGGCCGGCAUUCUCGAGUUCUGCGUCGGCAACACGUUUGGUCUGACUGCCUUUGUCAGGCCUUCGUCCGGCAUGCUUGCUGCGUACAAGGGCACCGACCUCGACCAGGCGCUCGGCCUCUUCAUGAUGGUCUGGUUCGUCUUCACGACGAUCAUGCUCCUUGCCACCUUCCGCUCGAGCGCUGGCCUCGUCGCAGUCUUCUUCUUCCUUUCGCUCACCUUCCUCCUUCUCGGCAUCGGCUACCUUAUGGUCAAGCCGGUCGUCCUCAAGGCCGCCGGGUACUUUGGAAUCGUCACUGCUGCCUGCGCGUACUACACUGCCCUCCACGGUCUUCUCACGGCCGAGGCUGCUCCGUUCGGCAUCCCGCUGGGGCAGUACAUGCUGCAAGGUUGGACACUGACCGACCUCCAAUGCGACGAGUGCGGCGUGACGCCGCUGAUGCGCGAGCCGUAUGGCGCUGCCCAACGCGCAGGCAGGGCACCGAUCCAGUUCUGCGCGCUAUGCGACGGCGGCCCCGCCGCGCCGAACCGCGCGCGUGCCAAUGAGCCCGCAAGCUCGGCGUACGCUACCGCCUCGACGACGCCCGAGCCCACCCCGACCCCGAGCACGCCGGCUCGCGCCCAGCCAGCCUCUACGCCCGCAACCUCACCCCCUCCCCUCGCGCACGCAGCCGCGCGUCGCGCCGAUCCCGAGGCCGCCGCAGACGCCAUCGCAGCCCUCCUCCUCAAGGGAUACUCGCUGUUAUCUGCUGCCUGCCCGGACCCCGCGUGCGCUGGCGUUCCCCUCGUCGGCUUCCCCAGGCGCAAGGACGGCACAAAGGACCCGCGCCGCGAGUGCGUGUCCUGCGGCAAGCGGUGGAUCAACGAGCGCGACCUCGCCGAGUCGGGGCUUAAGGUUCAGCAGGAGCAGGCGGCGUCUUCGUCGGCGGCGGCCGCGUCGACGACGGCAUCCGCUUCGACGUCCACGCUCACGCCCGCGCUGAGCCAAGCGACUAUCACUUCCGCCUCGGUAUCCUCUGUCCCUGCCAUCCGGCCGGCCGAGGCCGAGGCCGAGAGCCCGCGCACCCGUGCACGCAACGAGCUGUACGCGCAGGGCAAUGUCAUUCUGCAGGAGCAGCGCGCGGCCGAGGCCAAGAAGGCAGCCGAGGCUGAGGCUGCGGCGAGCGCGACGAGCUCGACUCAGGGAUACGCCAUUCCCAGCGGUGCAGGACCGAGCUCGGCCCCCGCGAGCUCGGCGCUCGGCCUUGUCGCACCAUCUCCGGCGGAUGACGACGACUUUGAGAUGGCCGACAGCACGCCCACGACCGCGCGCAAGCCGUUCGUGUCGGCUGAACAUCGGCCGGAGCAGCCUGAUGGCCGGUUCCGCGUCGUGCUUGUCUCGACUGGCUCCGUGGCGAGCGUCAAGAUCCCGCUCAUUGUCGAGGCGCUCAAAAAGGACCCCAACGUGGACGUGCAGGUCGUGGCUACCAAGCCAUCGCUGCACUUCUACGACCGCGCAGCGGUGGAGGCGAGUAACCCCGGCGUGCGCGUGUGGACAGACGAGGACGAGUGGUCGGACUGGAAGAAGAUUGGCGACCCGAUCUUGCACAUCGAGUUGAGGCGGUGGGCUGAUCUUGUUGUUGUUGCACCUACGUCAGCGGAUAUUCUGGCCAAGAUUGCUGGUGGCCUGAGCGACAACCUUGUGCUGUCCAUGCUCCGCGCCCUCGCGCCGGAAACUCCCGUCAUCCUCGCCCCGGCCAUGAACACGUUUAUGUACGAGCACCCCCUCACGGCGCGGCACGAGGCGUUCAUCCGCGAAGUGCUUGGAUACUACAUCCUCGGUCCUCAAGGCGCAGGCAAGCUCGCGUGCGGCGAUGCUGGCGCAGGCAAGAUGACCGACUGGAAGGACAUCGUCUCGGUCAUCCUCAGCUAUGCGGCAGUGUUCACCAACCGCUCCAACCGCUCUGACACGACGCUCCUCAAGUCGCUGCUCACGAGCAUGACCAACCCCGCACCGUCGAGCCUGCUCCAACCGGUUGUGGCACCCGCUGCCCCCAUCGCCGCGCGUAAUUUCGUGGUCCCUCCUGCCCAACCUGUUCUCGUGCACCCCCAGCCCAGGCCUGCCGCCCAGCAGUCCGUGACCCGCCCCAUCCCCAAGCUGAGGAAUCGCUUCCCCUCGCGCGACCUCAAGCGCCCACUGUCCGGCACGACACCGCAGCGUCCCAAGCCCACAGCUGAGCGCUCGCCCCUCCACUUGCUCCGUUUCCUCCUCUACCCCUUUCUCGUUCUCCUCCACAUUGCAUUCACCCUAUCCUCCAUUGUCCUUCGCAUCUUCCAGGCCAACCCCACCCCACCUGAUGAGCUCACCAAGGACCCGCCCGAGCACGCCGCGCUCAUCUUCGUACCCGGUGCCACCAAGUCGGCCGAGUCGCGCCGCCUCGUGGCAGAGCGGUACAUUGAGAGUGUGAGGCGCGCUGUCCAGUGGGCGGGCGAGUGGGGCGUGAGUACCAUCAGCGUGUGGGACGGAGAAGGCCUUGGCAUCAAGCACCACUCUGUGAUCACGACGAGCCUGCUCAACCUCCCUCCAUCGCCUCCUAGCUCGACGCCACCCUCCCCGCCCCUUGGCAUCGAGGAGAUCGAGGACCUAGGAGAGAACACUGUCAAGGCGGCUGUUUACGUGGACACCGAUGCCUGCUCUCGACGCGUUGAGAUCCUCUUCCUACCGCCCUCUGCCACCGACACCCUUACCCGCGUCACGCGCCAGUACGCGCGCGGUGGCGUUGCACCGUCCGAAGUGACCCAGAUCCACCUCGACCACGAUGUCAAGGCCGACCUCGGCCUCCCCUCGGACCCGGACCUCGUCAUCAUUCACCACCUCUCCCCUCCGGGCUUUAUCCGCGGCCUUCUGCCCCGCCCCGCCCCCGAGCUCACCCACCCCCUCACCCUGCCCCUCUACCUCAUGACACUUGGCGAGCUCCUGCAAAACUCGCCCCUGCCCGUACUGCGCAAGCUUGGCACCCUGUUCCCCAGUGCCGAUUGCAAGGGCGUGCUUUCUGUCGACGCGUGGGAGGGUGCCCAGGGCGCCUGGGAGAAGGUCGAGCAACGUCGUGGCAAGUGAGCGUGGCGAGCUAGUUGUAGUAGUCCACAGUCGCCGUUACGCAGCACUAUGCACAGCGUUUGACCUCGGCAACGGCUUGGCCGCAGCGUGCAACUGGCCUUGGCGACUUGGCCGCUUCCAUCGCCGUCGCCCACACGAGCAGCACGCGACCACGCCACAAUGCACGCGACCGCGUCUCGCAGCCACCAGUUGGUUGGCCACACAGCUGCCACACGUGCGCGUGUGCCACGCGCUGUAAUCCGAGUCUGUACAUGAGCC
Vanrija pseudolonga is the source of this 3624-nucleotide messenger RNA. It is a transcript of the gene HAL3, whose product is annotated as Phosphopantothenoylcysteine decarboxylase. The record is from RefSeq and is a predicted model, not a curated record. Lineage: Eukaryota; Fungi; Basidiomycota; Tremellomycetes; Trichosporonales; Trichosporonaceae. Gene Ontology annotation, molecular function: FMN binding; phosphopantothenoylcysteine decarboxylase activity. The transcript is spliced from 10 exons. Gene Ontology annotation, biological process: coenzyme A biosynthetic process. The coding region runs from base 1 to 3366 and encodes 1121 amino acids. Gene Ontology annotation, cellular component: phosphopantothenoylcysteine decarboxylase complex; membrane.